Molecule: messenger RNA, 7609 nt
Organism: Columba livia (rock pigeon)
Lineage: Eukaryota; Metazoa; Chordata; Aves; Columbiformes; Columbidae
Gene: EPB41L5
Product: erythrocyte membrane protein band 4.1 like 5
Exons: 27
Coding region: 228-2537 (769 amino acids)
Cellular component (GO): cytoskeleton
Molecular function (GO): cytoskeletal protein binding
Source: RefSeq, a predicted model, not a curated record
AAAAGGGAUGUUGGCCCUACUGCACGGCGCGAAAAAGAUCUCUUCACCGUCCACCUUCCGCGUUCCGUCCCGCCGCCCUUCUCCCCGGUCUCCGCUCCUGCGCCCAGCGGGAGCGAGCAGCAGCAGAAGCCGCCAGGGUCCUGAGGAGCCGCCGCGGGGACGCGCUCCCGCCGCCCCCGGCUCUGCCGCAGCCGCCGCCCGGGCCGAGGGGCCGCCCGCCAGCAAAGAUGCUGAGCUUUUUCCGUCGAACCCUUGGACGGCGGUCGAUGCGUAAGCAUGCGGAGAAGGAACGGCUCAGAGAGGCCCAGAGAGCUGCAACCCACAUUCCUGCAGCUGGGGACGCAAAGUCCAUCAUUACUUGCCGGGUAGCGCUGCUGGAUGGAACAGAUGUCAGCGUGGACUUGCCGAAAAAAGCCAAAGGCCAGCUCCUGUUUGAACAGAUCAUGUAUCAUCUGGACCUUAUAGAAAGUGACUACUUUGGAUUAAGGUUCAUGGAUUCUGCACAAGUGGCGCAUUGGUUGGACAACACAAAAAGCAUUAAAAAGCAAGUUAAAAUUGGCCCACCAUAUUGUCUUCAUUUUCGCGUAAAGUUUUACUCAUCAGAGCCCAACAAUCUACGUGAAGAGCUAACAAGGUAUUUAUUUGUACUGCAGCUGAAACUGGAUAUUCUUAGUGGAAAAUUGGAAUGUCCUUUUGACACAGCCGUCCAGUUGGCAGCUUAUAACAUGCAAGCUGAGCUUGGAGACUACGAUCCUGCUGAGCAUGUCCCUGAACUGGUGUCUGAGUUCAGGUUUGUUCCCACUCAGACUGAAGAGAUGGAGCUGGCCAUUUUUGAGAAGUGGAAGGAAUGCAGGGGGCAAACACCAGCACAGGCUGAAACUAACUACUUAAACAAAGCGAAGUGGCUGGAAAUGUAUGGUGUAGACAUGCACAUAGUCAAGGCAAGAGAUGGCAAUGAUUACAGCCUGGGACUAACACCUACAGGAGUUCUUGUCUUUGAAGGAGACACAAAGAUUGGAUUGUUUUUCUGGCCAAAGAUAACAAGGCUCGACUUCAAGAAAAACAAACUCACUCUGGUUGUUGUUGAAGAUGAUGAACAGGGAAAGGAGCAGGAACACACUUUUGUCUUUAGACUGGAUCAUCCCAAAGCCUGCAAACACUUAUGGAAAUGUGCAGUGGAACAUCACGCCUUCUUCCGGCUCCGAGGGCCUGUCCAAAAAAGCUCAAGUCGAUCAGGCUUCAUUCGGUUGGGAUCCCGGUUCCGAUACAGUGGGAAAACAGAGUAUCAAACCACCAAGACCAACAAAGCCAGGAGAUCAGCAUCCUUUGAAAGGAGGCCCAGCAAGCGGUACUCAAGACGAGCACUACAAAUGAAAGCACAUUCUGCUAAACUUGAAGAAACAAGUACUGCGAACAAUGCUGUUGUCAGCCAAACUAAUGGCUCACAGGUCUGGAAUGCAAAGCCAAACCUACCUGUUCUAACAGCGGUUCCUACUGCCCCGGUCUUAGUAGAAAUAGAAAACCUCCCAAGGAGCCCAGGAACCAGCCAGCAAGACAAGAAGUGUGUACCCCUUGUUGAUCUGCUAGACAGCACAGAGCUGCCAGAAACUUGUGUUGAUGAUGCCGCGGGCCGUCCAGUCGUUGGCUUGGCAACGGGAGAUUCGGAAGAGGCUGUUAGUUGCCCUCAUCCUGGCACAAAGGAAGCUGCUGCUGAAAAAGCAGACUCUGAUCCAUUCGAAGACACAUUCCUAAAGCUGAGACAGCAGCUGGAGACAGAGCGCAACAGCCCGGUGCCAGCUGAGCGUCCCAACAUAAACAUAAACAUGCAGGAUGAAGUGGUAAAGUUGACAGAUAAAUGUCUUAAGAAUGCAAUUGAGAGCCCAGUCGCAGCAGCAACGUGGCUUCCAGCAGAUAUGAAAAGCAAUAUCCUGAAGGCCCAGGCAGAAGCAGGGCACAAGGUCAUAAGAGAAGACAGCCUGACAGGUGUCAAGAAUUCCAAUAUUCAGGAUGCUGCUGCCAGGAACAUUCUCCCAUUAGGGAAAACACAGAGUAGUUCCCCAGCAACCAGUCCAGUAUUUCAAGACCCGAGAGAGCUGCUGAAAGCAAUCCCUGCCUCAAACACCUUUGUUCUGAAUGCAUUAAAUGAGGACAAGGCUGCCUCUAACCAUGAGGACCUGCUGAUUCCAGCUAAUCUGGCUCCAGCUGAGGAAGCUGCUGUUUCAAAGAGCACUCCAGAUGACCAGGACGUUUCCUUUACAUCAUUGACAGAGAAUCUAAUUGACUUUACAGAAGCCACACCUCGGGUGUCUUCCCAGCCCAUGAUUACACCGAGGUGGUUAGUGCCAACUGGACUGAUUUCCAAUGGGCCUUUGGGAAAUGACGUUGCCUUGGCCCUGAAGGCAGAGAGAGGCAGCACGGAGGUUCUGUUGGCGGCAGCGGGUUUGCCACCAUCCCAGCAGACGGCUGAUGUCCCUGCGAGCCCAGUUACUGAGGAUGCUACAGGAAGAACAAAAUGUUUACUCACCACUGAACUCUAGAAGGAGGAGUUUCUGCACCUUCCCACCUUGUAAAAACUCAAAUCUUCUAACAUAUCUUCAAGGGAUCCUUCCAAAAGACUUGCUUGGGAUCAAACUCGUGCUGAAUGGGAAUCAAACAGCCAGCUGGUUUGUUAAGAGACUUCUACGUUUAUUGCAAUCUAACUGGAAUUACAGCCUAAACUGGGAUAUAAAACCACAUGCAGGUUUGAUCUUCUCCCUCAAGAGGAGGGAAAUCCCACACUGGAGCUGGUUCUGAACAUGAAGAAAAUAAUCUAGUUGUGUUCCACUCACACUGGGUUUAGUUUUACGUACCCUGUGCUGCCUCUCGAGUGGUAACGAGAAGUGUUCACUGUGACAUUGGCUGUUCAGAGUCUGAGCAUCCUGUCCCUGACCUGUGUAGGUGAACACUGGAACCAUGAGGAGGACUCGUAGGGCCACCUCGUGGCCACACUGUGGAUGGGGGCUCACAGUGGUGACUGUUUCAUACGGCCAAGCACAUUUGCUUCUAUGUGAUUGUUCCCUCUCUUUCCUUUGUUUUACCAACACAUACUCUCCUUUUUGGCCUUAAACCCCUUAAUAAUCCUUGCACCUCCUGUUAGAGUACCUGGAAAAAAUGAAAAUCUAGUUAAUCCGUGACCAACUACGGGGACUGGAUUUGAGCUGCUCAUUGUAACUAGGAAAAGGAAAAUUAACCUGCCAAACAGCUCACAGCAUUAGCUCACUACGGCAGAGGUCCCACAUUUUGCAACUGAUUAUUUCAUUUCCUGUACAACUGAAGUACAUGCAUUUUAGGUUAGAUAUAUGUACGUUUUAAAUGCUGAAGUAGUGAAGGUGUGAGUACAGCUUACUUCAGGAGCUGCUUAUUUGUUAGUUUUGUUGUCAUACAGGGCUAGGAAGGAAAAUAAUGUUCUUGUUUCUGUUUGUACUGUUUCUGGUUGUCGUUUCCAGAUGCCGUGCUUUGGGAAUACUUAUUGGGUAUGUUAGCAGCAUGAGGGUACAACUAGCUCACUUCUUAACACCACCUCAGAUCCUGUUCUAAUUGUCAUCUAAUAGUCAUACGUAGAACAAAGAAUAGAAUAAUGUGAAAACAGGGAAAAGAGUAUGAAAAGUUCCUGUAAGCAGUUCACUUCUUUGCAGAAGGAAGGUAGGAGCUCUUGCAAGAGCAUGCUCCAUGGAGCCUGUGAAGGCCAGCUGGUGCUCAGGUGAAGUACAGGAUACAAUUUCUGUUAUAAGAGAUCAUUUGGGUCCUGGGCAGCAGGAUCCUCAUGUAGACAUGCAGAGGUGAGCAUGUGGGUAUGCAGCCUGAGAAUAAGGUCAGUGCAGAAUCAGAGGGACAAGAAACAUAGAAGCCCAACGAUGACCCUGCAUGUCCAAGCAGGGAAGCACAGAUGAAACAAUUUGGAUCAGUCUUUCUUAGGAAGAGGUUUGUACAUACGACUGGGGUUGGAGGAUGUUUUCUGGAUAGUGCUUCUGUUUGUAAAUAUUUCUAUACACCUGGUUCUUAGAAACAAUUUUAAAUGUGAAAGUCCAUUCUGAAACCUGUAUGCACAACUUCUUUGUUGCACACUGGCUGUGUGCAUGUCUGUCGGUGUUGACAGAGAUUUGGACCAAACCACUGUGGGUUGUGCAAGUGAGUUGGUGCCUGACUGGGCUCUUCUUUCAGACCAGGGUGUGUCUGUCAGACUGGGGCGUUCUCUGUGCUGCUCCUGUGCUCUUGUUUGCAGGACGCUGAAUGACAGUGUUGAGGAAGAAGCCACGUGGCAUUUAGAUGGCCAACUACCGCUCCUCAAAUCCCCCGAGGCCUUAAUAGAGAAACACAAAAACCAUGGGAAACUCUUUGGGCAGACAUACCAGAGCGACUCUGCAGUCAGUGAGUUGCAGCCAUUGCCUCAAGAAUCAGGAGUCAGAAUUGGUGUCGGGCACUUCCCCUGCUCUGGCUGGCGCCUGAAGCCCCGGGCGGGCACGUUCCCGCUCCUCCCGCUGCCAGCCCUGGGGGCUGCUGUCUGUGACCAGGCAAGGUGUUUGCUCACCAGCCGUACAGCUCUGUUGUUGGCAAUUCCAGUUGAGUAUUGGCUUUUUUUUUUUUAAUACUUUUAAGUCUGAGCCUUAUUGCAUAUUAAAACAUAGAAGGUUCCCGAUUCAAAUACCAAAUGUCUUAGUUUGGAUUACUAACACAGUUGCCAGCAAAGUUCCUGCAGCAAAAGGGAAGCUCUGGCUUCCCGCUAGUACAAAGCUGGGGCUGCGCGGGGAAACUUGGCACGUGUUGCUGAUGUGUUUGCUCAGCAGCCAAGCUGGCGUUCGCCAGCUCCAUGUGUUGGGUUUGUAAAUAGACAGAAUGCAGGAGCAUUUUCUGUGAGGCAUGUUUGAUAUUUGACUCUUCCCAUUAAGUUCAGGAGGUCUGUGAUCUGUUAGCUUGAAUCCCUCGCAAAAGUAGAAUCACAGAAGUUUUUCAGUAUUGCGUGUUGAAUACCAUCCUUCGAUUCCCCCUGAGCACUCAUGUGCAUCAAAUAACAAGUAAAUAACGUGUGGCGAGUGGGUCCUCUUAAAAUCUAAACAGUUCCAGGUAGCCAGCUGUUAAUUUAGCACAGCUGGGGUGGUGGCGAUUGGAGGGGUAUGUUAUAUUUACACACAUGUGCCACACACAAAAAUUUCAAAGGGGCACGGUUUUCCUCCAUUUUCAGAGGACUUGAAACUUUGAAAUUUCACAUUUUCAACUGCUAAAUUGGGGACUUAUGUUUUCUGUUAGAUUUGGGACUGCAAACCCAACUCUUUCCAGUGAUAUUUGAUAGUUCAAGCAAAUACCCACUCCAUUUAACUUAGUGUAGCUUAUUUAGCUAUUCCAAAUCAGUGUUCAGAUAUGGAGCCUGGUGAGACUCAGGUGCCUCAGUUAUGUGAUCCCAACAGUGGGUAUCCGAACAUCCUGGAGUUUGGCAUCACCGUUUUACUUUAAAACUACAGGUGUCACUUUGUGUCAUGACUGGCUAACAGGUAGUGUAGCCUUAUUCAUCACCUGCAUUUUAUCAAACGCAAAUAGGUAUAAUAGUUCCUACAGCUGGUGUUAUAAUGUAUUAAUGCCUGUGUGCCACUGAGAAAAAGGGAUUCUCUUACCAUUGCUAGACCAUUGAUUGAUUGGCUGUAAGGUCCAAUUAUCCUCUCAGAGUUUAUUUUUUGGUAUUUAUUUAAAGAGAUUUAAAAAUUUCUAUGUGAAUCUGGUGCUGGGAUGUUGGCAGAUCUGCCAACCACUUGAACACUUUAAGAGUUGACAGGAAUGAAUAAAUGCCUGUUCUCUUGCAGUCAUUUGGAAAAAGUCAGCUCCCUGGUUUAAGAACAAAAAGUAGUUCAAUUUUUGUUCCUAACAGAGUUAUCCCCCCUUGACUUACUAACGCCUGUCCCAGCCCGUCUUCAGUAACGGCCUCAUAGCUGUCUGCUGUGUGCACAAGCAGUGCAGAUCAGAGAUGGAGGCUUUUAAACUCUGUAAUUAAAAAAUGCUGAACUAAAACCGAAAGUGGGUGGUUCUAAAAAUAAAAGUGAUUUUUCUCCAGUCACAUUCCAUAAGUGACUGGAGUAAAAGAUUUUAUGGAAAUCUUAACAUUUAUAAUAACAAAAAGCCCCACCCUGUAUCUCAAACUGAUGAAUCUUAGAACAGCGUUUCAGUUUCACCUAUGGGCUGUAACAGGAUGAGACCAGAGAACGCGUGUGCUGAGCACGUGGUGAUGGUCUUAGAAGAUUUUUAAAUCGGCAUGAGAAUGUGAGAGUUCAGGGCCUCAUGUGCUUGAAUUAAGGGAAUCCCUACUUCAGUGGUAAUGGGAUCUAAUACUGGGAAGUCAUAUGACAUAACUACUUAACCUGGUAAUCAGUCGUGGUUAAUGAACUAGCUUGAAUGUAUUUGAUUUUAAACUUAAAUUCCAUGUAUACUUUGUUGAAUACAGUGGUGUAAAAGCCAGGUUUUGGACAAUUGUUUGGACACAACUUUGGCAAGAACAUUUACAGCACCAGAAAAGGAGCUCAGGUGAAGAGAUACGUUCGGGUCCCUUUCCACAAACUAUAUUCAGCCCCUCACCGUGGCCCCUUUUUCUGCCCCUUGCCCCUUCUUGUUUCGUGAAGCAAAGCUGCACUGUUGGGAUCAGCAUCCCCUGCACAGACAGCACUGGAUGUGUUGUUCACGUUGUGAACAUUUUCUGGUACAACCCGAAUCUGCAGAUGAAGUGUUAACAGCAGCUCUGUGUCAUGGCCAGCGAGCGUUUAAAGCUCUUUCUGGGCACGUAGAGUGUUUGUUACUCUAAAAAGUUGUAGUAAAUUAUGUAGCUGUUAGAUACGGUAACGUCACAGCUUUCAAAUGCAGCUGGACAAUCGUAACUUUUAUACCAAAAAUAAAAAUAAUUCAUGCUGGUGGCCUUUCAGUGAUGCAGGUGUAACCUGGGUGUGUUUGGUUCAAGCGGCAGCACCGCAGACAGGAGCCCAGGGCCCUUCCCAGCCGCGGGGGUGGCGGCAGCAUUGGUGCCGUGUCCCUCAGCGCUGCGCUGGUGCCACGACACUCAGUGCUGCACGGACCUGUCACAGUGUUCGGGGCGGAUCUCAGCGAUGCGCAGAGCCUGGGGAGCACCAGGGUCUGUUUUGUGGCCCUGCACGUGUGUGUGAGGUUUCCUGACAAAAUUCCCCUCCUUUGUACUGCUUGGCUUGAGCACUCUGCUUCAUGAACACACACACCCCCACACCUAUAACUGGACAAACUGAUUUUUAAAGUAUGUAAGAAUAUUUUUUUAGAUAGUUUUUUUGUUUGUUUGUUUGUUAAAGCCACACUAACUACUGUAUUUUUACCUUUUAUAUGUAAAGCUUGGCAAUAGCUCUCAAUGUAUAAUUUAUUUGUUGUUUUUUUUAUAAAACAAAGUGCACCCUCUUGCUUCUGUUUCACAGCAAUAGCGAUAUAUGAACUGUUGUAGGCACUGCACUGAGGUCUGUAUUGAAACUGAAACUGUGUAUGGGAACAAGAAACUGUGAUUUGUGUCCACCGAAUACAAUCUUGAAAUGUUUGUACUGUAGUUUUGUCUUAAAUACACCACAUCAGUGCAAAA